AUGAAGAGAAAGAAUGAGAAACAGGAUGAGGAUGAAGACGACGAGAAGGGAAAGGUGGAUGAGCAGAACGAGAACGAGAACGAGAAGGAGGACGAGGAGCACAAGAAGCAGGAUGAGGAGGAGCACAACGAGGAUGAAAAGGAGGAAGACGAGGAUGAGGACGAAGAGAAUGAAGAGGAGGAUGAAAACAACGAUAAGGAGGAGAACGAGAAGAACGAAGAGAAAGACGAUGAGGAUGAAAAACAGGAGGAGAAGAAGGAUGAGGAGGAGGAGGAUGAGCAGGAGGAGAACGAGGAGGACGAGAAGCAGGAUGAGGAGGAGCAGGACAAUAAGAACAAAAAAGAGAAGGAAAAUGAGGACGAGGACAAAGAGGAUGAAGAGCAUGAACAGGACAAUGAGGAUUAGGAUAUAGAGGAGAAUGACAAUGAGGAUAAGGACGAGGAAAACCAGAACGAAGAGAAAAAGAACGAGGAUGAAAAGGAGGAA
Fulmarus glacialis (Northern fulmar) is the source of this 486-nucleotide messenger RNA. Its product is annotated as glutamic acid-rich protein-like. The annotation marks the transcript as partial. NCBI's taxonomy places the organism in Eukaryota, Metazoa, Chordata, Aves, Procellariiformes, Procellariidae. The record is from RefSeq and is a predicted model, not a curated record. The transcript has a single exon.